GAAAUCCAAGAUGGACGACGAAGAGAUAACGAGGCCCGAGCUCCAAGGAAUCUUCGACGAAUUCAAACGAAUUCGAGAUGCAUACGUAGCUAUGAAAGCUUACUGCGUAACCCAGGGGCAGGUUUUGUCGCUAGAGUACGAACGCACUCAACGAAUGAAAGAAAAUUUGGAAAAACUGAUGGAGGCGUAUCAGUUUCUCACGAAUCGAUACAAGGUCGACGUGGAGAAAUUGCAAAAGGAGAAUGAAACUCUUUGUAAGACGAUCGAAGGCCUAAAAGAACAGUGUGACUAUUUACGUCUGAUAGCCACCGACCGUAACAGCAGUGACCAACAAACAUUCCAAAUGCAGGACGAGAUUGAAGUUUUGAAAGCCAAUUUGCUGCUACAGGAAGAGAAACACAAUGAAGAUGUUGCUUUGCUCAGGCAGAAACAUUCUGAUGAGAUUCAGAGAUAUAAGAUGUUACUGAACUCCAGAGUUGCUACUCAUCAAAAUAAGAAAAGAGAACAACCAAAAACAGCAAAGAAAACCAAGGAAAAUGUGCCCCCAUUCUUUAGGUGGCCAGUAUUGGACAUUGAGAAGGUGAAUGCCACCCCUAUGGACAUUGAGGAAGCAAUUGGAGACUUUGGUAAAGGAAACAAGAAGAGGAAGUUGUUUUCUGAAAACAGUGACACUCCAAUUAACAUUGUUUAA
Molecule: messenger RNA, 691 nt
Organism: Colletes gigas
Lineage: Eukaryota; Metazoa; Arthropoda; Insecta; Hymenoptera; Colletidae
Exons: 5
Coding region: 11-691 (226 amino acids)
Source: RefSeq, a predicted model, not a curated record